UCGUCGCUGUGCGCAUCUCGCGUUUCGAAAUUACGACUGAAGGGUGGCGUUGGACUCUGACACUUUCCGCGCAUUAACCCCGACCACUAACAAAUAAUCGCCCAUCAUGUGAACCACGGCGCCGACCAUGACCAAACACGAACCUCCGCGCGCCACUCCUCAGCCGGUCAGCCGAUGCUGCGCGCCGACUUGUACCAACAGUUCGGACAAUACGAGCGGCGUGUCUUUUUUCCGAUUCCCCAAAGACGAAGAGAGAUGCAGAAAGUGGGUGGCCAACUGCGGACGGCUGGACUUGCGAGACAAGCCGGCCGAGAAGCUGUUUGCCAACUACCGGCUGUGCUCGGCCCAUUUCACGAAGGAGAGCUUCAGCAGCACCUACCGCAACCGGCUCGCGUGGAACGCUGUGCCCACUCUAUUUAAGCAUGGGGACCAAGUUGUGUCCAAGGGCAUCAACAAGCAAAAGUUGCUGCCCAAUAGAAGCCAGAAAAAGUUUCGGCGUUUCUUUGGCUUUGCAAGUAAGCGUCGGACAUCGGUUCAGCGACGGCCGAACCCUGUCGUACAAACAACGGCCGCCAGCCCUCAGAAGGCGGCUGUCAAGCAGAGGCCUGCUUUGACGACUUCUGUUGAAGAGGAAACCCUCGGCGAGCAGCAAGUAGCUGAAGAGGAAGACCCGCCUCGUUUUCCCGACCACAUCGAGGACCACAUGUACGCUGUCCCCACUGUGCAUCUUCCAGAGGACUUGGCUCAGAAGACAUCUUCUGCGACACCGAGGUUCACGAGCUUCAAGUUUGACCCCGAGGACCAGAAUCAUCUCGUGAUGAACGUCGUGGAUGGCGAGGAUCCUGUUGCCCUCAAGGCUGCCAUGGAGGCAGUGGAAGCGGCGCUCCCGCUCCUGCAGCUCAGUCAACAGCCACCGCUCGUCCAGCAGUCGCACACGAGCAGUGGGGCGAUGACUGGGCCGACCAUCACCUAUGUCACCGUGCCUCCCUCUUCCUCCUCCGCGGUGGCGGGCGGCAGCGGGGGCGAGGCCUUUGUAGUCGGGAGCGGGCCCGUUGAUUCCGUACCUGCGGGGACGACGUUCACCGUGACCAUGCAGGACCCAAAUUCCACAGAAGUGACCGUCUACCCGCCGUACCCCAACGAUGGCUUGGAAGACGAGUACGUCGACGACGAUUCGCAGGACUACCUGCAGCCGUCGUCGGAGCCGGUGACUCGCACCGUUCGGCAUCACAAGUCCCGGAAGGGUCCUCGAAUGAUGCAGGACUUUCUUCUUCCCCACCUUGACGACGGCACAUUUGGUAACCGUUUGAAGUGGGUCGACCGUGACAAUGGCAUCUUCCAGAUCGGCUGGUACCACAAGAGCGCAGCUCAGUGGACAAAUGACGACUGUGUGGUGUUCUUGGAAUGGGACAAACUGAAGAAGCGGCCUGUUGCCCAAAGUCCACACUACUGGAUGGAGGCCAAACAGCGCUUCCGGGCUGCCCUGGGUAAAGUGUCGUAUGGAUGGACGCCACCCAACCGCGACGAUUACAAGAACGUCAAGCUGCGGAAGAUAAAGUGGACAGACGACAUGCAGCCACCGCUGGGCUGGCACUGGAAGUCAUGGAACGGGCCAGUAGCAGCACCUGCAGGGCGAGUCCACAGGCCAACGAUCAGCCGUGUGGAGAAGCUGGCUUCAAUGUCCGCCAUGGAAGAAAUGGAGGAAGAGGAGGAUGUGGACGGCACGGCAAUCGGUGAAGUCGCGGUGUGCCACCGGUGCGGCUACGUGACGCGCAACCAGCGAGUGUUUCUGCGCCACCGAAUGAUGCACCGCGACGUGCGGGCCUUCAGCUGCCGAUACUGCCCCGCCCGGUUUUGCCUGCCGGAGAGCCUCUUCCUGCAUUUGCAGGUGCACACGGAGAGCCACCCGUACACGUGCUCGAGCUGUGGUGUACGCACGCGCCUGCUGCUCCAGCUGUGGCGUCACGAGCUGCGCAGCCUCGCUCAGCGUCUCUGCCUGUGCCACCGCUGUGGCCUCAUCUGCCACAUCCGCGAGAACCUGCGCCAGCACUUGCUCAAGGUGCACAAGGUCAGCGUGUCGGCCGCGUUCGACACCAAGCCCUUCCAGGUGUGCCCCGGUCCCAUCAAGGCCAUCAGCGUCGGAAUGGCCGCCAAUGGCAGGGCCUCUUCCUCCUCCGUUUCUGCGCAGCAGCCAACAGCGUGGGCCGGCGGAAAGCUGGCUAAAUGCCCGGCGAAGACACCGGCCAAGCCGAAGACAGUUAAGGCAGCGCGAGUGCCAGCACAACAGAAGCCAGGGAAACUGGGUCGGAAGAAGCAAGUGGAGAUGGCCGCUGCUGCCAAGCCGCUGAAAUCUGCCGUCAAAUCCACAUCUGGAGUUGGGCGAGGGAGAAUCACCAAGUCAAAAGCACCACGACUUCCGCCGGCGGUAGCCACAAAGUUGAAUUCAGUGGAAGGGAAGUCAUCCGUGGGCGCGCCAAGCGCGAAAAAGGUUAAGAAGGAGGAGAAUGAAAGCAAGCUGGGCAUUCCGAAAGCUGGCGCUGCUCCCAUCGGCGCGUCAAACCACUUGCCGAAGGCGCAGCAAGGGUGUAAGGCGGAAUCGGAACUCUCGACACUCGGCGACGCCGUGCACACGGCAAGAAAGUCUGCUCCCAAGAUGGCCACCGGUGUGCCGACAAUGGUGGCAUUUCAGACGCCGUCGGGAGAGAUGUCUCUCGAGACGUCGACGUUGAAUGCAGCACCCGCGGAGCAGGGGAGGCGGAAAACGCAGCGCAUUCGCAUUCCAAAGCGCAAGAUUUCUGUCUGAGCCACUGGCUUCUGGACCUGGUGGAGCAGCUGCUCUGUUAGUCUUUUCUAGGCCAUUUUGGAGAAUGUUUGUACCUUUUGUAACGCCUGCCUUGUGAUUGUCCUAAGCCUGGUCAAAAUCACACGCUCACCACGUAGUGAGUCCGCGAGAAAAAAAUAUAUUUAUGAGCGCAGGGCACAAAUGCAAUUUCGAUUAUAUAGUUGCUCAAAACUGUGGCUCACAGCGGUCUGUGUGCCAGUGAGGCACUCCUCACCUGAACAUGGAGCCAUGCUGAGAAAAGAUCAACUUUCCCUAACGAAGAAAGCUGCGUAAAUUCUCAUAAUUCCUUUUCUUUGACGUAUUAUUUGUGCAUAAAAGUAUGUGAAAUUGAUGCAAUAACCAUAUCAUUUUCAUUCAAAUAAUAUGGAAUACAUAUGGAAUUAUGACGUUGUAUGCAGAAUCUUUUCAGUACACGUAUGUCUCAGCUUUUGCUGAUGGCAGCUUCUUAUAUAAGGCAAGCUACAAGGAGAGUCAUGCUUGUCUGUUAAGCUUGAAAGCUUUUAGGGGGUGUGUUCUGGGAUUCCUCAAUGUUGCAAGCAAGGGAGAGAGCUGGGAGAGUCGUUUCACGUUGAAGUAAGAACAUAUUUAUUUCAGGCUUCAGCAUGUCGUCACUGAUAAUUAGUAUGCAUGUGCACACCUCCAAGAACUUUAAGCAUAACUGAAUUGGAUGAACAUCAUUUGCAGUCUGCUGUUAACUUCUUGCGACCCCCCCCCCCCCUUUUUUUUCUAUCUUUAUUGUCAUGUGGAGGUGCCUUGAGAUCCAGUCUUGAGCACUUUUCAACUGAGUUUUUGUUGUCAAAAUUAAAUCAUCAACAUUGCUUUCUUGUAAUUUCAUUGUGUGCGCGUGGAUUUCUACGUAUGUUAUGCAGAGUGAUACAGAGUUACGUUUAGCAUUGUGCCUGCAUAAAAGCCUAAAGAAUGUAGGCUACAGCCUAUAGAAUAUGAAUGCGCACUAAACGAAUGCAUACAAAGACCGUAUGGUGUUAGUAGACUAUUACUUUGUGGUUUGGCUUCACGUGGCAUCGAGCAGCAAUUGCACAUAACCACAUUUUGUCUUGCAGCUAAGAAGUGCUCUAAGUUGAACUAGAGUUCUUGGUAUAUCAUUCUUUUGUUCUUCUGUCUUCCCUGUAUUUCCCAUUCUCCAAUAAUUAUAGAUAAUAUGUGGCACAACCUUUGCUGUUUCGGGAAUGCAAGCAACUAAAGAAAGUGCGCACUAACUGGUUUCUUUCAUCCUGAUUCAUAAAAAAUAAGCAUAUUCGUGUCGUAAUUGCUUGUUCUCAAGUUAUGGUUGUGUACAUGUUUUGCCUUGUAAGCUGCAGAGCUUUUCUAGUGCGACAAAUAUGGCUGCAUUCUCUUUCUUUGAUUUCAUCGAUAGAACCGUGGCCAGUGCCAAAAUGGAUAAGCAGAAGUCCUCAUGCCCCAACGUGUAUGGCUUGCGCAUUGCACAAUAGAUUGCAUACAAUUAACUUUUGCCUAUUGCUGUUUCAUUUUUGCUUGACGUGGCUCGUGUCAACACUGCUGACUCAUCGUGGUAAAUAAAGUUGUUUCAUUGCUGGUUU
Dermacentor silvarum is the source of this 4401-nucleotide messenger RNA. RefSeq lists its product as uncharacterized. Lineage: Eukaryota; Metazoa; Arthropoda; Arachnida; Ixodida; Ixodidae. The coding region runs from base 128 to 2803 and encodes 891 amino acids. Gene Ontology annotation, molecular function: transcription cis-regulatory region binding. The transcript has 10 exons. The record is from RefSeq and is a predicted model, not a curated record.